GUCGUUCGUUUGAAGCCCUGGAGGAGCUCAGGUAGUCCGCAAUGUCAGGUUCAGGUGCCAUGCAGGCUGACAUAGGCGAAGAUCAGCCGCCGCGCGAUGCCACAGAUGCUGACUAUGAUCCCGCGGCGGGAGCAGGGGCAGGAUCUGCUUCGCACGAGCCGCCACCGCCGCAGAGGAAGCGAAGACGAUUCGACGAGGUGGCACCGCGUACGGAUGGCGAGGAGGUCGUGGUCGAUGGCGAGAACGAGGAUGCGGCUGAUGCGCAGCAGGAGAGGGGCGUCAAGAGGAGGAGAGGGGACAAUGACGAGAGUAGCGCGGCCAAUGGUGCUUGCGAACCGCCACCAGCGUCUGGUGCCACUGGACCGUCGGAGGCAGAUGCUCAGGGUACGCUGCGGUCAUAUCACAUGACUGACAUCCAUUGACCGAUAUCGACCUCUGUCUGUCACGUAGGUGUCCCCCCACCGCCUGUUGAUGCCAAUGCUUCAUCGACGACGAUGAUUCUGCCGCCGCUUCCCGAGCAGCCCGUCAUGAUCCUCCCACCCCUGCCAACGCCCAUGCCACAGCAGCCCAUUACCAACGGCAUCAAGACUGAGGAGAAUGAUGCAGUCAAGGCUGAGCCGCCUGUCAUCAAGAGGGAAGUCACCGAUGAAGAAACCCAGGUGGGAACCUCACAAACCUCACACAUACACUCGUACACACAACCUGGUGCAUGGCUCGAUGCGAUUGAUGUGUGUCGGUUCGGUGCUCGUACAUCCAUGUAUGUGCAGAAGGCGGCCAUGGAGGCGAUGGAUGCCGCGGCAUCAGCGUUUCCUCCGGUCAAGAGUGAGGACAUCAAGAUUAAAGAGGAGGAGGAGGGCGGCGAGGGACUGGGUGAGGAGGACGAGAAGGAGCCUGGCGGUGCGGCAGCGGGGCCACCCGCCCCGUCGGAGGAGGCCCAGCGAACCAUCGUCGUGUCAAACAUCGCCCCAUGUAAGCCAAAUCCACACGGUGCCUACAAGGAAGGAUACUGGCAGGGAGCUCAUCCCUCCCUCUGUCCUGUCCUGUCUUCUCAGCGACUUUGUCGAGUUCGGUUCUGCAGUUCUUCGCCGGCGGCCUGAGCGUCCUCACCGGCAGAGAAGUCACACAGAGUACGUGUGGUGUGACACACAAGACAAGACAUCACGCAAACAAGGUGUUGGUAUUCCGUUCGUGUGUCCGUGUGUGCGUGUGUAUGUGUGUCAGUGAUGGCUCAGCUGAAGCUGCAGCGGUACGAUGUGAUGGAGAGGGUGGCCGUCUUGGAGUGCCCCGACAUUGAGACCGCCAACAUAGCCUGCCAGCGACUCAACGGUCGGUGAGAGAGUGUGCAGUGCGCUGUGCACAGGUGCCAUUGUGAGCACCGUUCAUUCGUUGAUUGCUUGGUGCAUGGCAUGGCAUGGCAGGCAUCAAGAUGGGGGAGUUCACGUUGAACAUUCAGACGAAGGCUGACGUGGAGCGCCAACAAUUCGAGAGGGCCGCAGAAGCCGAGAUGCAGGCCCUCAUGGCGUAAGCUACCUACCCAACACACACACACACCCGAUCGGUAGGUACGAGGCGCGCUUCGCUUCUCCCUCUGUCUGUGUGUCAAUCAGUGCUGAGGGUAUGCUGCCCGAGGGUGCCAGCCCGGCGUCGGCCGAGCCCGCUGGCCCGCCCGACUACCGGCUGCUGGUGCAGAACCUGCCCAUGGAAACCACUGAUGCUGCAGUGAGUUGGCCAGGCCAGGCCACCGAUGGAUGGAUGGAUGGAUGUACACCAACCAAGACAAGACACGCCAUUAUGUUAUGUGUGGUGUGUAUGUGUGUGGUUCGGUUGUCAGGUUCGGGACAUUGUGGGUCAGUUUGGUAAGAUCAAGACAUUCGAGCUGCUGCGGGACCCCGGCACGGGCACGUCCAAGGGCAUUGCCGUGUUCGAGUAUGAGGAUGAAGGCGUCACCGAUGUCGCCCUGCAGGUGGGUUGGGGGCGGGCUGGGGGUGGGUGGGCGAUCGAUUCGAUCAAGACAAGACACACAGUGCAGUACACACAGACAGACAGACAGACAGAUGCCACCAGGAUGACCCCAGGGAUUGCAAUCGAUGGACGGAUGAGCGUGUGGUUUAUGUGAGGUCCCCCCUCCCCUUCCUCAUAUGUAUGUAGGCUUUGAAUGGUAUGGUGUGCUUAGGCCGCAACCUCAUUGCCAGGAAAGCCUCGCAGGGCGUGCUUCCCAUCGCUCCACAAAUCGUACGACAGCCACCUCACAUCACCUCACCUCACCUCAUCCACCAGACAGCCCGCCAGCCAGCCAGCCAGCCAGCGAGAGCCCACCAGGGAGUGAUUGUUUUGGUCUGGUCCGGUCUGGGCAUCUUCGUGUGUCGUGUGGUGUGUGCAGGUGGUUCGUUCUGACCCGAACAUGCCCGUGACAGCGCUGCCGUCAUCCGUCACACACCGGGUCUUCUCCAACCCCAUCGUCGGCACACAAGUAGCCAGCCACUUCCUUCCUCCUUACUCCAGCCGCACUUACAUCUGGUGUCUGAUCCGGUGUGUCGUGUCAUCUCCUCAGGUCAAGGCCGGUCGUCGCCGCGGCGGUCAGCCCACCAAGGUGGUGCAGCUCCUCAACUGUGUCUACCAGGAGGACCUGGUGAGUACCUUAGUCCGUCAGUCAGGCAACCAGUGAGGAUCCCUGAGUCGUCGCCUCUUGUGCAUUUUUGGGUGGUCUCUCUCUUUUAUGUGGUUGUGUGGUUGCAGAUGAACGACACGGAGUUCGAGGCGUUGGAGAAGGAGAUCCGCGAGGAGGCCGCCAAGCACGGCGCCCUGGUGGAUGUCGUCAUCCCACGGCCCCCGCCAGACCUCUCCUACAAAGAGGGCGUGGGCAAGGUGUGUCAGCGAGUGACACGACACACAGUCGCAGACCACAGCCACAGCCAGCUGUCAUAUGUGGGUUGCAUGUGUGGUGUGCGUUGCGUCGCGUGUCAGGUGUUUCUGAGUUACGCUGACGAGACGUCGUCUCGCCGUGCGCAGAUGAUGCUCAACGGUCGCAAGUUCGACCAAAAGCAUGUGGUGUGCGCCGCCUUCUACCCCGAAGACAAGUUUAACGAGGGCAAAUACACACUGCUGUGACUGACAGCACACAAGG
Molecule: messenger RNA, 3124 nt
Organism: Vitrella brassicaformis
Lineage: Eukaryota; Vitrellaceae
Source: the annotation of a GenBank genome assembly